Molecule: messenger RNA, 375 nt
Organism: Aspergillus vadensis CBS 113365
Lineage: Eukaryota; Fungi; Ascomycota; Eurotiomycetes; Eurotiales; Aspergillaceae
Product: LysM peptidoglycan-binding domain-containing protein
Exons: 4
Coding region: 1-375 (124 amino acids)
Source: RefSeq, a predicted model, not a curated record
AUGACCAGUACAAGUACAGGUGCAACCACGACCACAACCGCUGGAGCAACACCCUCGCCUAUCCAGGACCUCGGGAUACGCGACGACGAUCACCUCGGGGGAUCCGGUUCCUGUGAUGCCUACGCCUACGCAAACAGGGAUGGUAUCCGGGUGUCUCCGAUUUAUGAUGUGCAGAGCAACGAUGAUUGCUAUGAUCUUGCAAGUGAGGCGGAGGUUCAGCUUAGCGACUUCUACUCAUGGAAUCCCGCAUUGGGGACAGACUGCGCUGGCCUUGAGGCUUCGACGUACGUGUGCAUUGGAACCACUGGGCCCAUCACCACAAUCAACAGUGGAACGCCUGUGUCUGCGACGGGGACGGCGACGGCGACAGCUUAA